This is a messenger RNA of Closterium sp. NIES-65, 693 nucleotides long. The record is from the annotation of a GenBank genome assembly. Lineage: Eukaryota; Viridiplantae; Streptophyta; Zygnematophyceae; Desmidiales; Closteriaceae.
AUGCCUCCUAAAGCUAACAAGAAGACGCUUGCUGAUGCUCCAACUGACGUCCCUGAAGGAUCUGACACUCUUCCUUCGGUGGACCCUGCAUCAGGGAAGCAGAAUGGGAAGCAAGUGGUUUCAUCACCUGUCAAGAAUCUGAGUCCUGCCGGCAGCUCGGGACUCUCUGUCGCUGACAAGGCUAGUUCGCCAAAGCAACAAGAUGACGACUUUCUUGACGAGGAAUCGGAUGAUGAGCUGGAUCUGGAUUUCUCGGGUGACCUGCUUACAAGGAUUUGCUACACGGGUAUUCUGCCGGUGCCGAUUUUCCUGCAAGGAGAAAUGGGUGCGGUCAUCACGUCGGUGCGGACGCUGCUGAAGAAAGUUUGGGCUCCCACCCUGUCGCCUGGUGCUGCGGUUGGGGCCAAGGUGCAGACGCUUCAGCCAGCUUUCGUCGCGAAGACCAAGUACUGCCGUUUGCAGAUGUCUCUCCUGCAAGAGGAAGACAUUGAGAAAGUCCGUCAGAAGACGGUGGAGUAUCAGCGCCAAGUUUGGGGUGGUGAUGCCAAACCAAUGGUGCCGCCCACUCCCCCACCCCGCCCCCACCCUCCCUGCUUUCCCUACCUUCGUCUUCACCCUGUCACCCUCUCUGGCCUUUUGCUUCGCAUUCGCGCCUUAAGCCCCCCACCCCCACCCCCUCCCUCACAGCCUUAA